Penicillium odoratum is the source of this 1512-nucleotide messenger RNA. Its product is annotated as glycoside hydrolase family 71 protein. Gene Ontology annotation, biological process: mating projection tip cell wall disassembly. Gene Ontology annotation, molecular function: glucan endo-1,3-alpha-glucosidase activity. The coding region runs from base 1 to 1512 and encodes 503 amino acids. NCBI's taxonomy places the organism in Eukaryota, Fungi, Ascomycota, Eurotiomycetes, Eurotiales, Aspergillaceae. The transcript has 3 exons. The record is from RefSeq and is a predicted model, not a curated record.
AUGGCAAAUACCGAGCAGUACGAAAUAUCCGAUUGGAAACAAGACAUUUCGCUGGCUCAAGCAGCCCACAUUGACGCCUUUGCCCUGAACAUUGCCUACGCUACGCCACACAUGGAAAGAGCGACCGCCGAUGCCUUUGCCACCGCAGAAGAUCUGGGAUUUCUCCUCUUCUUUUCCUUCGAUUACGAAGGAAAUGGAACUUGGCCACAAGACCAGAUCAUCAGUUACCUGCAGAAAUAUGCCCCUAGUUCAGCCUAUUACAACUAUAAAGGCAAGACUUUUGUGUCUACGUUUGAAGGACCGGAAAGUGCCGAUGACUGGGUUGCUAUAAAAAACAGAACGAAUUGCUUCUUCGUUCCAGACUGGUCAUCUGUUGAGCCCACAUCUGCUCUCAAGCUCGCUGCUGGCGUGGUUGAUGGACUGUUCUCGUGGGCGGCCUGGCCAACAAACACUGAAGAAAUGAACACCUAUGCCGAUGCGUCGUAUCUCGACUCUCUCAAAAAAUCCGGCAAGCCUUAUAUGAUGCCGGCAUCUCCUUGGUUCUACACCAAUAUGCCGGGGUACAACAAGAAUUGGGCUGUGCAAGGGGGCGACUUGUGGUACAACCGAUGGGUGGAGAUUGCCUAUCUCGAGCCCGAAUGGGUUGAGAUAAUCUCCUGGAAUGAUUACGGCGAGUCACAUUAUAUUGGACCACUUGACGAUAAAGGCUACGGUGUGUUCACAUCAGGUAAGGCACCCUACAAUUACGCUCGAGGCAUGCCACACGACGGCUGGCGACUUCAUCUGCCUUUUGUCAUUGACCUGUACAGAACAGGCACAGCGUCUAUGACAGAGGAAAGCUUGGUUGUUUGGUAUCGAGUAGAGACUGGGCGUUCCUGCUCCAAUGGGAAUACUACUGGGUUCACGUUUUCUGGGCUGCAAAUCGCCACCGAGGAUUGGCUUCAGGACAAAAUCUUCUUCUCGGCACUCUUGGCAUCCAAUGCCUCAGUUUCAGUCAACAUAGCGGGUCAGGAAUAUGACGCUCGGUGGGAGUACGAGCCUUACGGGGGCAUAGGCAUCUAUCAUGGCAACUUUGGCUUGAAUAAAGGCCACCUUGGGAACAUCGCUGUGAGUAUCUCACGCGAUGACCAAAGGACGGUUCACCUGGAUGGUCGCUCUCUCACGGCGAGUUGCACCCAGGGUUUUGUGAACCUCAAUGCUUGGGUGGGAAGUGCUACCUCGGGAAGCACUAUGCCCGUGACUUCACCAAAUAUGUCACUUUCUGAGCAAGUGUGCGUCAAGGGAUCGGGUAGCUCAGAUUUUACAGACCUUUUGCAAUGGGUGCCGCCAACAAGAAACCAAAGCCUACAAAAGAUGAGGGACACCCCAAAAAUGACCUCCAAAGUUAUACUGGACUGUGUUCCUUUGCGUGCUACUAUGGAUUCUGUCCCAAUGAUUUCUGUUCUGCAAGCAAAGGAGGAUCAAGCCCUAUAUUACUUGAUAUUGAUAUUGGACAUCCUGGAAAGCGUGUAG